Bubalus bubalis (water buffalo) is the source of this 617-nucleotide messenger RNA. It is a transcript of the gene CCDC179, whose product is annotated as coiled-coil domain containing 179. The transcript is spliced from 4 exons. The record is from RefSeq and is a predicted model, not a curated record. Lineage: Eukaryota; Metazoa; Chordata; Mammalia; Artiodactyla; Bovidae. Bases 224 to 427 code for a protein of 67 amino acids.
GGAAGGCUAGCCCAUCUCGGGUGAGCUACUGACUUCAGCUUCCUUGCACUGCGAUUGGAAGACCGCUAAGGGAAAGGGCGGGCCCCCAGCGGGUAGAAUAAAGAGGAUUGUGAUGGAACAGGGCGGGGCUCGCGGGGGCCACAGGGGGCCACCGGGGGCGCCCCUCUGAGGACUGGGACGGGGGGCCGGCGGUGGGUGCUGCGGCGCUGCAAGGCUCUGCAGCAUGUGCCUGUGCUGUAGGGAGGACGACUCUGUCCAAGUCAACCCCGAAAGCUCGAGCUGGCGGCAUCCUGCAGAAGUCACUGAAAGGCAGUCCACAGCUAAACGUAUUGAGCAUAUGAGAAACCUAUGGAAACAGAAGAGGAAAUUUAAUAAACGGUUUUCAAGGCCUGCGCCUGUUCCAGAACCUGGACUCCUAUGGACAUAAAGUUGAAGUCUGUGUGGAAGAAAUCAUGCCGGACCACAGAUUUCUAACAUCAAGUGGCAUUUUGUGAUGUGAUGUCAUUCGAAAAAGUAAAGAGAGUGCUCUUCCAGUUAAGCAAAAUAAACACAGUGCAACCAUUUAACACCUAAGCUACAGGGUCUAGAAUUUUAUUAAAUACGAUAUCUUACUACCA